Theobroma umbraticum is the source of this 2115-nucleotide messenger RNA. Its product is annotated as VAN3-binding protein-like. Gene Ontology annotation, biological process: auxin-activated signaling pathway; phloem or xylem histogenesis; leaf vascular tissue pattern formation. The record is from RefSeq and is a predicted model, not a curated record. NCBI's taxonomy places the organism in Eukaryota, Viridiplantae, Streptophyta, Magnoliopsida, Malvales, Malvaceae.
CAUCAGACACUAUCACCCUCUAUAAACCUCUGCUCAAUUCCUUCUCUCCGAAGAACUUAAAUUGAAAAGAAAAAACGAAAAAGAAAAGGAAAUGGAAAAAUCCAUUGUCGAACCGUGGAGGCCAGAACCGGUGCCGGUGCCCUUCAGGCCACCGGAGACGCCACGUGAACCAAUGGAGUUCUUGUCACGUUCAUGGAGUGUUUCAGCUUUAGAGGUUUCAAGAGCUUUAGCUCCUCCAUCAUCCCAAGCUGCUGCUUCUCAUCAAGUGUCUUUGAAAGGUUCUUCGAGUGGUAACGUUGUUAUACAAGAAGACGUCGCGGGUGAGCUCGAAGACAGCGGCAUAGUUUCAGGCAACCCUUUCUCUUUUGCUUCUUCUGAAACUUCCCAGAUGGUCAUGGAAAGGAUCAUGUCACAGUCGCAGCAAGAAGUAUCUCCAAGAACUUCAGGGAGGCUAUCUCAUAGCAGUGGGCCAUUAACCGGAGGUGGUUCCUUAACAGAUAGUCCUCCAGUUUCUCCUUCAGAGAUUGAUGAUGUUAAGCAAUUUUGCCGCGCCAAUAAUUCCCUCAAUUCGCAGUUUCGUACAACCGCUUCUGUUGCGGCGGCCACCCCCGCUACAACCGCCGUGACAGGUGGCGGAAAGACGGUGGGACGAUGGCUGAAGGAUAGGAGGGAGAAGAAGAAGGAAGAAACGCGGGCUCAUAAUGCUCAGCUGCAUGCUGCUAUUUCUGUUGCAGGGGUUGCGGCAGCCGUGGCUGCUAUUGCGGCCGCCACCGCUGCCUCCUCGAGUGCCGGAAAGGAUGAGCAGAUGGCAAAGACGGAUAUGGCGGUGGCGUCAGCUGCCACCCUUGUAGCUGCGCAAUGUGUGGAGGCGGCAGAAGUCAUGGGUGCGGAGCGUGAGCAUUUGGCCUCCGUGAUCAGCUCCGCUGUCAAUGUCCGGUCUGCUGGAGAUAUCAUGACCUUAACUGCUGGGGCAGCAACAGCAUUAAGAGGGGCGGCCACCCUGAAGGCAAGGGCGCUGAAGGAGGUAUGGAACAUAGCAGCUGUUAUUCCUGUGGAUAAAGGUGGUGGCAAUGGGAGCAAUGGUAGCUCUAAUGGCAGUUUUAGUGGGGAGCUUGUUCCCGAAGAGAAUUUCUUGGGAAUAUGCAGUAGGGAAUUGCUUGCCAGAGGUUGUGAGCUUCUCAAGCGCACACGAAAAGGUGACCUUCACUGGAAGAUUGUCUCUGUUUAUAUAAACAGAAUGAACCAGGUUAUGUUGAAGAUGAAGAGUAGACAUGUUGCUGGGACCAUCACAAAAAAGAAAAAGAAUGUGGUCUUGGAGGUGAUUAAAGAUAUGCCAGCAUGGCCUGGCCGCCACUUGCUUGAGGGUGGAGAGAACCGAAGAUACUUCGGAUUGAAGACCAUAAUGCGCGGGGUUGUAGAAUUCGAGUGCAGGAACCAGAGAGAGUAUGAUAUUUGGACUCAGGGUGUGUCAAGGCUCCUCUCCAUUGCUGCAGAGAAGAACAGCAGAAAUAGAAUUUGAAGCUUUGGGGUACACUGGGGGGAGAAAGAGAAAUCUGGCAAAACAAAAGCAAGCGGGGUGGGGGGUAUAUAUACAUAUUGGGGUUUAUAGGAUCAAAUGCCUCUUAUGAACAUAUCAGAUUUUUGGAAAGAUUUGAUGGGGCUGUGAUUUUUGGGUGUUUUUCUACUGUAACAAAAGUUGAAAUUAAAGAAAAAGUUAUCCAAAUGCGUUUGUGGGCUAUUCUUCUUAUUUUUGACCUGGAAAGAGUAAAGUGAUUGGAGUCCAAGUACCCAAACCCAUGUGAUCCAACUCUCUUGUUCUUUCACUGUUGAGGAAAGAAAAAAUUUGAGUAUCUUGGACUGGGGAUGGUCAAAAAGAGGGAGAAAGGAAUCCCAUCUUGAUGAAGGAAUUAUAUAUUUCAAGAUGAUAAAGACAGACACCCCUGAUUCUAUGUGCUUUAUUAUUUAUUCAUGUGAGCUGAGCUUUUUGUUUCUUUUAAAUUACCCUUUGGGCUCUUAGUUUUAGGUGUUGUAUAUGGUGGGACUAUGAUUGUCUUUGAUUUGUAUGUCACAUUCUAAUAUAUGAUAAUAAUCUGGCUCGGACUAAGUGAAUCAAAA